Leptopilina heterotoma is the source of this 1944-nucleotide messenger RNA. RefSeq names its product 28S ribosomal protein S30, mitochondrial (gene mRpS30). Gene Ontology annotation, molecular function: structural constituent of ribosome. The transcript has 4 exons. Lineage: Eukaryota; Metazoa; Arthropoda; Insecta; Hymenoptera; Figitidae. Gene Ontology annotation, biological process: translation. The coding region runs from base 151 to 1827 and encodes 558 amino acids. The record is from RefSeq and is a predicted model, not a curated record. Gene Ontology annotation, cellular component: mitochondrion; ribosome; mitochondrial large ribosomal subunit.
CUUCGAAACAUAACCUAAAAACCGCUUUCCUAACCUAAACAUCAAAACUCUUCUAAAAUGUUUAAAUUCUCAACAUUUUACAAAAGUUUUAUUAUCAAUUAAAAACAAGUUCCCAACAACAUUCCUUUUUAAUAUAAGGAAGAAAAAAAAAUGUUUUUUCUACGAUUCACGCGAAUUCCAACCGGUAUUCGAUCAUGUCUACUCCAAAAUCGAAAACAAAAUAGUGCAGCACAAAUUGCACCUGCAUCAGAGAAGGAAUUAAUAAAUCAUGUAGCUGACGAUGUGGAAUAUCCAGAAAUUCUCGAUUUAUCAUAUCCUGCGAGGCAUAUAAGAAAUUAUGAGAAAAUCGGUGAAUUUAUAAAGAGGCAAAAAACAGUUGAAGAAAAAGCAAUUGCAAUUAAUAUGCCGAGAUAUUAUGGUUUUACUGUUGUUAAAAUGUUUGAGCACAUUGUUCAUUAUAAUUCAUUGGAGCAGACACAAUUUUUAACGAGAACACAUAUUAUGCCAACAAAUGGUUUACCAUCAUUUUAUAAUGAUUUAAUAAGUACCGAGGAAUUGGAUAAAAUUGUUGGCAAUAUUAGAAGUCAAAUUGAAGAUGUUUUAGUUCUUGAGUAUGCGAAAAGAAACAUCAAAAAAGAAUUACCAGCAGACGUUGUAUCAGAUCAGGAGGAACUUCAAAAAAUACAAACAAAAGCAAUUAUUCGUCAAAUAAAUAGAAUUCUAUUUAUCGAAUUAUCCAGGAAAUAUCCACAUUUACUGGAAACGGAAGUUGACAUUGAUCCACGUCUCGAGGCUUUCUGGACUGUUGGUGGAAUGGAUCCUCCAAAAUCAAUAGUGUAUAAAAAGCGAAAAUCACGUUUACUAAAAGACUAUGCCGAGGAUCCAAUCGAUCGUUAUUUUCAGUAUUUUGGUGAGCCCUGUCUUCAAUUGCGACACGCUCUACCUCUAAGAGAAAUGAUUCCUCAUUCAGAAACGGAAAAUCCAGAUUACAUUGUUCCUGAAUAUAAAUACGAUCCUUUAACUGUUGGCUAUCAACAAGGUAUAAGACACGGGACAAAUAUUCCCGGUUUUUGGCCUGGUGAUAAAAAUGAAUUUGGUCUUUUGUCCUAUCAUCAUUGUAAUUAUAUGACAAAUAGGCCGAGAGAUUAUGAUGAUGAGGAAAUUGCAUUGAAAACACAAGCGAUUAGAGCUUGUUAUGCAUGGCUUCAUACGCAGGCCAAUUAUCAAGGCUUCUCAACCUAUAAUGAUGUGACUUAUCCGCUAUUGACCCAAAAUGUGAUCCUUAACGGACAAUGGUGGUUCUUUAGUGUCUAUCAAUUGAACACGACUUUGUUCAGCAAUCAUCACAUAGACGAUAAUCCGAAGAGAAAUCUCUAUUGGACAACUGGUCCAAUGCAGUUAUUCGAAAAAAUCGAGGACAAUAAAGUACAUGGUCUAAAUGAUGAGGUGUUGAAGAAUUUAAUAAAAAUGUACAUAAAUGAACCACAACAGCGAGACGUCGAAAUGAAACCCUAUUUAGGUUUGGACGAAAAAGUUGUCGCCGAUAUUCAAGAUGAUGAAAAAAGAAAAUGGCUCGAGGAACUGUACAAGAAAAUCAUGUCUUGCAGAGGGAGAUACCUAACUAUGCCGGAAAUCUUCCAUUGGCAGGAAAUCUACAUGAGAAAAUUUAAACAAAGACCAAUGGAAAAGAAAUUACAACCUUGGCAAAACCGUAUAAAUAUUUUGCUACGAAAAAUGGACGACCAUCCACCCAGAUAUCUUCCAAAGGCUUUAAGACCCCAUCCGAGGAGUAAAGCUAAAUUUCAAAAAACUUUCUAUCCACAGUAAUUGUUUGGUACGUAUUGAGGUGAAUUUAAAAUAUUCGAAUAACAAUUGUGUAAAUAAGUGAUUAUUAGAUUUUUUUUUUUGCAAAAAUGUCAUUUAAUAAAUAAAUUAUCUAAAUAA